AGUCGCCUGGAUGGCCUACUCGACUAUGAGGUACCAAGUGCAGAGAAUUUUAAAGGCAUGCGACAUCUGCUGACCAGCAUAAAUGACAAGAUGUCAAAGCACCGACUGCUCGUGGACCGAUACGCUGGGCUCGACUUGUCCGAAGACAAAAUUCCGGUGUCGGAUAGAGUUGAUGCGAAGUUUAACGAACUUGUGAUUCGCAUGCCUUCAUUGUCAGCUUCAAGAAAUUCAGCCUACGGCUGCGCAGACGAAGAGAGAAUCAGCAAAUUCGAUUCAAAGCUGAUUCCGGUGAGUGUUGAAUAUAAAACACUGGAUCAUUUUGAUCUGGACCCAGUUUUGUCUAGACCUGGUUCAUCUUACAACCGGAUCCGGUUGGAGUGA
Protopolystoma xenopodis is the source of this 381-nucleotide messenger RNA. The record is from the annotation of a GenBank genome assembly. NCBI's taxonomy places the organism in Eukaryota, Metazoa, Platyhelminthes, Monogenea, Polystomatidea, Polystomatidae.